Salmo salar (Atlantic salmon) is the source of this 7297-nucleotide messenger RNA. The record is from RefSeq and is a predicted model, not a curated record. Lineage: Eukaryota; Metazoa; Chordata; Actinopteri; Salmoniformes; Salmonidae.
ACCUUGCCACCUUUGUUGUCACUUAUUGCCAGUUCAGUCAUGCGUUCUGAUGUCAGACUCCACUCCAACACCUUGGUUUAUCAUAUACUGUAUGUCCCAACAUCAUAUAUUUGAUACAUUCUGAUGUCUGGCCUCAUCUCUCUCUAGUAUUUCCAAGAAUCUGAGGAUUUGUUUCCCUUAGUAGGGCAAUAAUAUGGGUUGUAUUUGUUUCCCUUAGUAGGGCAAUAAUAUGGGUUGUAUUUGUUUCCCUUAGUAGGGCAAUAAUAUGGGUUGUAUUUGUUUCCCUUAGUAGGGAAAUAAUAUGGGUUGUAUUUGUUUUUUGAGUGCUGGUUUGGAGCAGGAAGGAUGCAGUUAAAGUUAAACCAGUAAAGACAGCUAGCUUCCUUUGACUGCAGGAGGGCAGAGGGAGACACAGUCCAAUGUUUGCUUUAGGUGUGAGUCAUAGAGAGUGUGUUUAGCCUGAAUACCCCCCAUUGUCUUUCCUGCUGGUCGGUUGACAGCUGGCUGCAGUGAUGGGCUUUGUGUCAUCCUGUAUGGCUCCAGACACAUUUAAUUACUGGCCUUUCAGUACGGACACUGUGUUCCUCAGAGGAGACAAGACUGCUCAAAUGUACUAUGAAAUUAGCUCAAAAUGGAUUUCACAUGACUUGGAAUCCGUUGGAAUUGUGAAACCCCAAACUAGAGAAAGUCAUUGGAGAAACAGAGCUGAUAGUACAUUGACAGUUGACUGACUCCCCUUAGUCCAUCUUUAUGGAUUGUCCAACCUUCACAAUCGCCAACAGUUGCUACAGUGUUGUUGUUGUUGGCCCAUCCACCAUCAGAGGACAAAAUUAAACAUUGUUUUUACAGAUUUUUCUUUUGUUUUUACAUGUACAUUCUACACACAUUUUAUGUACAUGGCCCUUUAUUUGUAUGAAUUUUUUUACAGUAGUUACAUAGCAAGAAUAAAGUAAUUUGACUUUGAUAUACAUUACAUCUAGAUAGUACGUAUACAUUAUGUUUUCAGACAACUAUUAUAGAAGAUGAGCUUUUAAAGCCACCCCUCAGCUACUCUGUCCAUCCCACCUAUCUCCGUAAACCCGCCCCUCAGCUACUCUGUCCAUCCCACCUAUCUCCGUAAACCCGCCCCUCAGCUACUCUGUCCAUCCCACCUAUCUCCGUAAACUCGCCCUCUACUGAUUUCCGUGGGCCAUAUUUUUUUCAACUGUGCUGUUUCACAUAAAUUCUGAACCUGUUUUAAUCGCAUAGUAUCUACAACUUUGUCAGGGUGUGUAGCAGAGCUGCAGGGGCGUAUGCAUGGCCUACAAGGGGAGAUGAAGGCAGAGUGUGAGCGGUUCAGACAGUCCCAGGAUGCUCUAGCCAACGCCAGGAGAAACCUGACCACCAGAGAACAGAGUCUACAGAGAGCCAAGGACGAACUGAGCCUCGCUUACACGCGCAUCUCACAGGAGAGCGAUCGGGCCCAGUCAUUGGAGCAGCGUGUGAAGCAGCUGCAGGAGGAACUGAAGUGUCAGAGACAGAACGCUGAGAGCAGCCGGCUGCAGCACCAGCAACGCACCAGAGACCUUGACAAACAACACCAGAGGGACUUGUUGGAUCUGCAGAAAGAGUGUCAGUCUGCGGAGAAACGGCACCAGCUGGAUGUUAACAAACUGAACCAGGAGGUCCAGCAGACCAGAAUACUACACAACACACUACAGGCCCAGUCUGAGAAGGUGACCCUUCAGAAGCAGGCGUUGGAGAGGGAUAUAGACGCUUUGAAAGAGAAAGUCAAAUGGACUGAGGGGGAACUGAAGGAGAGCCAGAAGAAAGAGGCCCAAACACAAACCAAACUAACGGAGUCACUGUGUGAGAGGGAGGGGCUGAAUGUAACACUGGAGCAGAACAGGAGGAGAGAGAGAGGACUGGAGGAGGAGGUGAAGAAGCUGGCUGAGGAGCUGGCAGAGGCCCUCAGACGCAUCAAAGAACUAGAAGACCAGAAGACGGUCCAACCCAUUGCUGCUCCAAUGGCUCCAGUCCCGUUUAGCCCUGCCGGACAGAGCUUUUCCCCGGUCUCACAAAUACGACAUGGCCACACCACACCCUCGGCUCAGACCAACAGACCUGCUAGAGGGGAGCAAGCGAGGGAGGAGAGAGGGAACGAGGGACAGAGAGCAAAGUACCCCACAGAGCGAGAGCCUGGCGAGGGCAUCGACUCAGAGCACAUCACUCCAUUUGGCUCCACAGACUCUGACAAAACAAAGAGGGCAGGAGAAAGGGGGAAAGGUGAGGAGAGGAAACGAGAGAAUGAGAGACAAGACGAGGUAGAGUCGGUAGUGGAUGGCUGCAUCCCUGGGAAGGAUGCUUCCACCAAGGACAAAACCUCACUCAGCACACAGAGCUCUCUUUCUGACCCAGACCACAGUCCCCACCUCAGCAGCUCCGCUAGCUCCGACACAGACUACGAGAGCGAGACCCUGUCCAGCCACUCCAAACCCAGAGCCCAGACCACCGGGGCUGAGGGAGACCUACAGAGGGAGAACCAAGAGCUGCGUUCAGAGCUGCAGGACGUUAAGGAUGAGUUACAAAGGAGACUGGAGGAUCUGGAGACCCAGCGCAGAGCGGCGGCCGAGGCCAGGACCAGGCUCAAGCAACACAGCCACAAACCUGCCUCCCAGGCUGAGACCUCCAGAGAGAAGGAGGAGAGGAGGAGGGAGUUAGAGGAGAGGGCAGAGACAGGGAGGUUGAAGGAGGCACUGACUGAACUUGAGAUAAAGGUCAGGAGAGAUGGAGAGGACAGGGAGAGGGGGGAGAGAGAGAAGGAGGAAAGGAAAGAGAGGGAGAGAGGGGACAGGGAGUCUGAAAGCAUGCUGCUGAACCUCCAGCUAAAAAAGAAGCUGGCUGAGUUGAAGACAGAGCUCUUGAGAGAACGGGAGGAGCGAGAAAGUGAAAAGGAGGAGAGGAAGAGAUUGAAAAACAAAGGGAUAGAAGGAACGAUUGACCUGACUGUCAAGCUGGAAGAGCUCCAGGAAGAGUUGAAGGAACUGAAGAACUGUGGACGUCUUGAAGUGAAGAACAUGGUAGAUAAAAACACCCCUCUGACAUAUCUCACCCUGCACCAUGACAUCACCUCUAACUCCAACAACAACACUGUUGUCCCUGACUACAAGCUACUGCCAUCUCCAGAUCAGCACCACCUCCUGUGUGAGAAUACCAACCCACAGAACACUGUUGUCUCCCAGGCAACAGAAACAACAGCUGAUCUGAUCCAGGAGGACGGAACUCUGACCAAAGCUCCAGAUCUCUCCAGACCUAUUGGUGAGGGAGAGACCAUUGUGGAGGCCCAGAGGGGUGUGUCUGCCUCUGAGCUGGGUGAAACCACUGUGGAAGCUGAGAAAGGGGUAUCUCCCUCAGACCAGGCUGAAACCACCAUGGAGCUCCAGAGUGGAGGCCUCUCUGCCUCAGAGCUAGCCCAAGAGGUGGAGCAUCUGUGUGGGGAGAGCGCCAAUGAGGCUGGUCGAGCCAGACAGACCCAGGCCAAGCUGGUGGCUCGACAGAGCCAGGUAACCAGGCAGACCCAGCAGCUGACCCUGGCCUUCGACCACCAGAGUAGACACAUCCAGGAGCUGCUGGGGCAGGGACAGGAACUGCAGCGCUGUAGAGAUGAACUGGCCACGCUCAGAGAGGAGAAGGGGAGACGGGAGGAAGAGAGACAGAAGGAGGAAAUCAAGGAAAGUAGGGUCACUAUAACCCCUCAGCAGGCUGACCAUUACACAGAUGUACAUCAGAUCACUCAGAAUGAGUCUGCCUCUGGGAUAGAAGAGAGUACAGACAUAACAAAACCACUGAACACUACCCAGGCUUCCUCUGCACUUUCUGAUGAGGGAGGUCAGCUGCCAACUCCACAGAAAAAUUGUGUUACAGAAUUGUAUUAUGUAAUAGACAGCACUUCCACUCUGAGCAACCAUCCUGUUGAAAAUGAGGCAGCGAAGAUGGUGGAUUCUAAGGCUUCUGCUCAGCCAAGCAGGAGUGAAGAGACAGUUGAAAACACAGAGAAAUUCAAAUCGGACCAUUUAACUGUCACACGUUCUGAGGAGCAGAUGGGACAUCCUGAGGGUUCUGGGCUCCAACAGCAACACGUCCGUAGUGACGGACACGCCAUGGACAGCCCUGCCUUCAGGAGAGCUACUGAAGAGUUCCAGCUAUCCCAGAGAGACCCGAGUCUAACCAGGACUGAGAAUACACUUCUUACUGUAGAGCUGGAGAAAGCUUCUGGUCCUACCAACAAACAGUACACCAAUGGACAGGGUCGAGAAGAGAGUCUGGCUGAAGAGCUGCGGUCUCUAAAACAGCAGAACGAACAACUGAAACUCAAACUUCAAGAUGUGGCAACCACAGACAGAGAAAUGAGUUUUGUCAGUAACACAACACUACCAGCCACCUGUGAAUACCAGGCUGAAAGAAGAGCAAAGAGAAGGAAAAGAAAGAACCAGAGAGGACAGGAAGUUAUCUCCACCUCUGGAGAGCUAGAGCAAAUCAGUGACAUCAUCACCUCAGGAUGGGAGGCCACACUGCAGGAUGGAGGGAAACCCAAAGACGAGGAGAGAGGGGAAGUAGAGUCUGAAGGAGAGAGGGAGAGAGGAGCUAGGGGUGACAGGAGCGGGGGAGUAGAGAGGGAGAGAGGAGCUGGAUAUGAGACUCUACUAGACACUACUCCACUGGCUCCAUUCCAGAUCACCUGCCUAGAGAAGCAGGUGGUGGCGCUGCAGGCUGAACUGCAGUCUCUCUCUGAGGAGAACCAGAGACAGGCUGAGGACCUGGCAGUGUGGAGGCUGAUGGCCCAGACCCCCUGUCUGGACCCAGAGGACCCCAUCGCUGCUACCCACAGCCCUGCUCCCCUCAGCCCUGGACACAACACUGCUCCCCUCAGCCCUGGACACAACACUGCUCCCCUCAGCCCUGGACACAACACCGUGACUGUCAUCAGGGAGGAUGAGCUGCUUCUCUCCUGCACCUUCAAUAGACUCUAUGGGAGGACCCUGGUCUCAAGACUGCAGCACUGCAAUUCUCUUGAACCAAAGAGUAUCCAAAACUCACCCAGAAAGAACAAAUCGACAUAUCACCAAGAGACAGAAAAACCGACCAAUGAACAUAGAGAUGAAGAAGCAGACGUCACCAAAGAUGUUUACCAAACCUCAGAGCUCCAGACCAAGGCAACAGAACACGCUAACCAAGAUGAUCCAGAAAACAAGACCAAUCCAAACACUCCCAGAGCAACAGAUGAGACCCAGACCAAGGCAACAGAGCACGCUAACCAAGAUGAUCCAGAAAACAAGACCAAUCCAAACACUCCCAGCGCAACAGAUGAGACCCAGACCAAAGAAAUCGUCUCAAGGCACAAUCUAGACAUCAUAGAACUAAAUGACCUCAGAGAGUUCCCCACUCUAUCUCUCGCUGAGGCUCAAUCCACUGAAGCACAGUCCUCUGAAACCAACCAUCCCAGUCACCAUCAAGAGGAACCAAUCUCCACUGGGGUUGAAAAUAAAAAUCACUGCUCGGUCUGUAGAAAAGUCACCACCACAACCACUGGUGAGUGGCAGACUGAGAGAACGAUAGUGGAGACCAAGGUUCAGAGGUUAGAGGUUAGGAGCACCAGCUCUCAGACAGAGGAGAGGGGAGCAACAGGAGUCUGGACACCGACACAGCCUUCUACUCCAGCCACUUCACCAGAAACACACCAGGUAUACACACAGACCGAGAAGGAAGAAGAUGGGGAGAAUGAUGAGGAUGAAGUACCCACAGAAUCUCCCCCUAUGUCACCAGUCUGGAUGUCGGAGGCAGAGGGGGACAGGAUGUUGUUUUCCGGUUCAUUCCCGAUCCCAGCCGACCCAGCCCGCCUGGCGGAGCGUAUCCGUCGUAACCGGUAUCAGAUGUCUGCAGCGUACGACGAUACGGAGUACGAACCCUACGGCCUGCCUGAGGUGGUCAUGAAAGGUUUUGCUGACAUCCCCAGUGGUCCAGCCUGUCCGUACAUCGUGAGGAGGGGGCUCUUGGGUACUGAUGCUAUGCCCCUCCCUCAGAGAGACCCUGGCCAGAGGGGGGGGGGCAGGAGGACCCUGAGUAAUCCCCAACAGAUCCACUGGGAGACUGUUAGAGAGAGUCCAUUUCACUGGACCUACUGCAUACCACCUCCUGACCUGAUGUACUGACCCGUGGUACUGGAACAUAGAGAUCAAACAAAACUCCUUUCAUCUCUGUCUACUGAAACACCUAGACCUGAAGAGGGACAACAACUUUCACCUACUGACGUUUCAGAAGGGGCCUUUUAUUGAGUUUAACCACAGCUCAUUGGUUUCUCAGCACCUACCACAGUACUGUUCUUAACAAAUCUGUUUAACCACGACUCAUUGGUUUCUCAGCACCUACCACAGUACUGUUCUUAACAAAUCUACUGAUAAAGAUUUCCUUGAUAUGCUGUAAAUUAGAAAUUGUCCCGGACGCCAAGGUUAUGAUUUAUCUUAUGGGUUAGGCCAUGGUCAGUGGUAAGUUGUUAAAACUAAAAACAUUAAUUUUUGUUUGAGUUGCCUUAUUUAUAGACUGUUGAAUGUGUCAGUGUGUGUGUUCAUAUCGGCUUUUAUAAGCAGUUGGUGUACAUUUUUAGGGAGUGUGUGUGUUGGUUUGUACAAAAAUGUGUGUACAAGGCCGAGUACGUACUGCAUGUGUAGGAUGAUGUGUGGGUCGUUAUGUUUUCUCAAUGUUAGCGUGUGCCUGUGUAUGACUCAACCUAACCUGAGCGUGUUUCCUCUCCUUGUAUGGCGAUCCACUGGGAGCGCUCCCUCUCUUCCCCUCCCUCUCUUCCCCUCCCUCUCUUCCUCCCCUUUUCUUUCCUUCCACUUAGAAACGUUUUAAGGCUUGCACCCUCACACCGUGUUCUUAAAUUUACACUAGUGCCAGACACUUAUGAGUGCUAUUUUCUUUUGUUGAUACGCUUUAUUUAAAUUGUGCAGUUUGUCUUUUUUAAUCUAUUUAUUAUAUUUUUUGGGGCAGAUUUAAUAUAUUAGAACUUUUCGAUAGAUAUUUUUGCGCACGUUAAGUAUUGUGCCUAAGAUUUGUGCCUUAGGCUUUUAGAUUUUCAGUUGGAACAAACUGCCCUGGUUUGAAACAAUAUUCAGUUAAGAGAAUGUAUAGCAUCUUAAAUGUAGUUCUGGUACUGCCACCCUCGAUGUGCUUUGAGGAAGUGUGCACUUGUAUAUGUGAGUGUUUAGUGUGAACAAAACCUUCCUCCAUUACAAAUCCACUAUACUCCAACCACCUUUCA